UGCCCGAGCCUUGGAUCCCCUUUGCCAUAAAUGGUCACCGCAGCGGCAGCGGCAGCAGCAGAGCAGCGGCGCGGGCGGCGCGGCAGUCGAGUGGGGCUGCGCUCCGGGAAGGCGCGUCACUGGGGCGGGGGCCGCCCAGCAGCCAGCCACCGGCCCCGGAGUCCGGGACCCAGUCCGCGCCCGCCCGGGAUGGACGAUCUGGAUGCUCUCCUGGCUGAUCUGGAGACGACAACCUCCCAUAUAUCCAAACGCCCGGUCCUGCUUACCGACUCUGGAGGAGCACACCCCAACGGGCUGAGCCAAGACGGGACCCCAGACCCCAAGCCAAGUCCUCCACCGUACAACAACCCUCAGCAGCAGGCUGGGACCACAGCCAUGCCGGUAGACUCAUUCCCAGCAUCGACCAUGCAGGGCGGAAGUGACAAAGAACACCUGUACAGCACGGUCUGCAAACCUCGCUCGCCCAAGCCCAAGGAAGGGGCCCCUCCGCCCUUCUCCUCCUCCAGCGGGGUGCUGGGAGCGGGACUUUGCGAACUGGACCGGCUCCUGCAGGAACUCAACGCGACCCAGUUCAACAUCACAGAUGAAAUAAUGUCUCAGUUCCCAACCAGCAAAAGCCCAGGUGGAGACAAGGGCAAAGACAGGCCGGAAGAAUCUAUAGAUGGCAGCUCCAUUUCCCGGUCAGCAGCUCCUCCGCCUGCAAAGCCAUCGGCUACGUCUGCCACCUUGGAGCUGGACAAGCUGAUGGCCUCCUUGUCAGAUUUCCGGGUCCAGAGCAAUCUCCCAGGAGCCUCCACCUCCACCACUGUGUCGCCCCCUCCAGCUCCUGCCCGAGUCUCCUCAGCGCAGCUGCCAGUGGUCUCAUCCGUCUGCCCCAGCCCCGCUGCUGCGCCCCCACAGACGUCCCCAGCGCAGCCCAGCGGGAACCUGGACAGCAUGCUUGUGAUGCUGGAGUCGGAUCUCAGCCGCCAAGGGAUCUCCACCACUGCCAAGGGGCUGUGCGCCUCCUGCCAGAAACCCAUCGCAGGGCAGGUGGUCACAGCACUGGGAAGUACCUGGCACCCCGAGCAUUUCGUGUGUAGCCACUGCCAGAAGGAGAUGGGGGGCAGCAACUUCUUUGAGAAGGAUGGCGCCCCUUACUGCGAGAGGGACUACUUCCAGCUCUUUUCGCCCCGCUGUGGACUCUGCAAUGAACCCAUCCUGGACAAAAUGGUGACCGCAUUGGAUAAGAACUGGCACCCAGAGCACUUCUGCUGCGUCAAGUGUGGGCGGCCCUUUGGGGAGGAAGGCUUCCAUGAGAAGGAUGGGAAGCAGUAUUGCCGCCAGGACUUCUAUGAGCUCUUCUCCACCCGCUGCCAGGGCUGCAGCCAGGCCAUCUUGGAGAACUACAUCUCGGCCCUGAAUGCCUUGUGGCACCCAGAAUGCUUUGUUUGCAGGGAGUGCUACACGCCAUUUGUGAACGGGAGCUUCUUUGAGCACUCUGGCCGCCCGUUCUGUGAGAUCCACUACCACAAGCAGCGCGGCUCGCUCUGUUCGGGCUGCGAGAAGCCCAUCACCGGCCGCUGCAUCACGGCCAUGGCCCGCAAGUUCCACCCCGAGCAUUUUGUCUGCGCCUUCUGCCUCAAGCAGCUCAACAAGGGCACCUUCAAGGAGCAGAACGACAAGCCCUACUGCCACCCUUGCUUCAUCAAGCUCUUUGGGUGACGAGGAGGGCGCCACGGCCGCGCCAUGCCCGCUACCAGCAUGGGAAAGGGGAAGGCCCACCAAUCCCAGCCUUUGACCGAGCCACGCCCACUGCCACGCAUGGGAGAGGCCUGUGCCUUAUGGGUUCCACCCCGGCGGAGCCACCACACGAUUGCCAAAGCCACGCCUCUAGCCAAAGGCGAGAAGCUGGACAUGUCCGCUUCUCCCACUCUACUCAGGAGCCAAUCCCAUCGCAGCCAUGAGCAGCCAAUCAUUGGCCCUCACCCCCCCAUCACAUGCUACUUUAAGCCACACCAACACAGCGCCAGCGCUUCAGACAGGAGGCAGUGCCUUAAGCCGCAACUCACACAAGACUAGCUGGCGAUGUCAUCCAGGUAGAAGGCGGGGCCAUAAAGAAGCCACACCCCUCCGCUCCCUGUGAAGUCUGCUACCGCAAUGCCGUCCGGUAGUGUGUCAGAAACAAAGCGCCUGAAACCCAUCUCCUUACUCUCAAGCCAUAAAAGCCGUUCAGGUUGGGGAGGGGGGGAAUCCUUUACUUCCAGGUCGUUUGGUAUCUUUUCCCGCUUUUGCCUUUGGGUUCAAGGUGAAGGGCUAUUUCACUUCAGGGCUGCCCUAAAGCACUUACGAUUGUGAUCAGGUAUGAUCUAAAACGGUUCAACUACAAGAGGGGAGAGGCAGCAGUAACUCUGUGGCCCAUCCUUCGGUGGCAGAGAUUUUGGGGCGAGUUUACGUGUAAACAGCUUUGAUACCACCCCAAGGGUUAUAUCUGUGAGCUGUCAGUGGGAUUUGGGAAGAUGCCGCUCUCCCUUAGGGACCCAUAGUCCUAUGGAGGUUAGUGGUAUGGCAAGAGUGAAGCCUCCCUAAUGUAAUGACCGGCUGGUGUUGAGGAAAAGAAGUGGCAUCCCACCCCCCUCCCUUUGCAUGUUGCAGUUUUUAAAAAAGUCCUGGAUUGCAAAUAAUUAAAACACACUUGGUUUGGGUUUUAAAGAAUCAAGGAGGAAAGUGCCUGAGCUUGCAGUUUUACUUUAUCAGGGUCAUUUAAAAAAAAAAAUCUUACGGUGUAAACCCAAAUUGAGGCUUUUAUUAUGAUAGAACUUGGGUCGGGAGUCCAAGGAGCAUGUGGUUUUCCUUCUGCCGCCAACUUUUUACCCUCACACUGCUGUAUAUUAUAUAAUAAAAUUCACGUAUAUUAAAAAAAGAAGAAUCCAGACAGUUGUCGUGUGUGGUGGAGACCUGCGCUAAGAGUCUAUUUGGAUCUUUUGCAUGUGUCCGGUGUAAUAAUAUUCAAGUAAAUCAAAAAAAUUUGUUUGUUUAAGCAGUGGCUUCCUAAUUGCGUCUCAAGUUCAUACAGUAAGCUGAAAUCAACAAGGCUGAAACUGGUUCAGCUAAAAAGUGGACUUGCAAGGAAGUGUGGUAGAUAUUGGAAAACUUUGCACUCCAAAAUAAACUCUUGUCCUCCUCCCCAAUAACAUGAAAAUAUUAUCAGGAUGCUUUUCUUUAGGAGAGAGGUUAUCAGUCCGUUUAGGUCCAUGGGCAUCAUCCCCUCCGGCCACUUCUCUAUCCCCACCCCUGACAACACACUUUUUGCUUUUCUGAGGGAGCUGGGUAACAGCCGAAUCCAGGAGAAAUAACCUAAGCCUCGAGAAGCACAGUGCUGACAGAGGAAGUGGGCAAAGAGUGGCAUUCUUUUGACUUCCUCCUUCAGCUCUAUGCCCUUUUCAAGCGAUUCCUGACCGCCUUUACCACAAAAAGAGCAAUAGGGCGAAGACCUCAAGGGCACCUUAUUUUGGAGGGAAGAUCUUCAGAGCUUCUACGCUGGUUGGUCCUCUCCCCACACAAAGAGCACAGCUUCCUCUCUUUGUGGUUUGACACCAAGGCGCAAAAUCAGCCCUGAGGAAAGUUUUUGUCCCCAUCACCUCUCCUUCCAAAGUUUCAUAUAACUCAUCAUGGGCUUGAGGGCAUCCUGAGCAAGUUUGC
Zootoca vivipara (common lizard) is the source of this 3681-nucleotide messenger RNA. It is a transcript of the gene TGFB1I1, whose product is annotated as transforming growth factor beta 1 induced transcript 1. NCBI's taxonomy places the organism in Eukaryota, Metazoa, Chordata, Lepidosauria, Squamata, Lacertidae. The record is from RefSeq and is a predicted model, not a curated record.